This is a messenger RNA of Manihot esculenta (cassava), 459 nucleotides long. RefSeq lists its product as uncharacterized. The record is from RefSeq and is a predicted model, not a curated record. The coding region runs from base 1 to 459 and encodes 152 amino acids. The transcript is spliced from 2 exons. Gene Ontology annotation, molecular function: nucleic acid binding. Lineage: Eukaryota; Viridiplantae; Streptophyta; Magnoliopsida; Malpighiales; Euphorbiaceae.
AUGGAUUUUGGUGGCCAAUGGGAUGAUCAAUUACCAUUUGUGGAGUUUGCUUACAGUAAUAACUAUCAUUUUAGAAUUGGUAUGACACCUUAUGAGGCUCUUUAUGGAAGAAAAUACAGAUCCCCUUGUAAGAGUUAUGCAGACCCUAAAAGGGAAGAUGUGAAGUUCAUAGUGAGAGAUUAUGUAUUUUUGAAGGUCUCUACUAUGAAGGGUGUAAUGAGGCUCAAAAAGAAAGGUAAGUCGGUACCUCAAUAUGUGGGUCCUUUGGAAAUCAAAGGCAAAAUUGGGGUAGUUGCUUAUCGAUUAGAGCUACCAUCAGAGUUCUCAUAUCUGGUGUUUCACAUUUCGAUGUUGAGGAAGUACAUAUCUGAUCCAUCACAAAUAUUACAACUAGAGCCAGUAGAAAUUAAUGAGAACCUAUUUUAUGAGGAGCAGCCUGUAGCUAUAAUGGAUCAUUAG